Molecule: messenger RNA, 264 nt
Organism: Cryphonectria parasitica EP155
Lineage: Eukaryota; Fungi; Ascomycota; Sordariomycetes; Diaporthales; Cryphonectriaceae
Exons: 1
Source: RefSeq, a predicted model, not a curated record
UGCUAUAAUAACAACUGCUUAAUAUAUCUCUCGAGUAAGAAAGAUUCAGAAUGGUUCCCUCAGAAACCCAGGCGCUGCAGGCAGAUAGCAACAGCAGGGCGAGUAUAUAUGCCUAGCACAACUACGAGCAGUAACAACUCGAACUGCUCCGAUGUUACUGAACGAAGCAUCCAGGCAUUGAAGGAAGGACUUAGCAGCAACACUCUUCAACAUUCUUCAUCACUCAUGCCAAGCAUCAUAACUAGGAAUAUGGAUAAGAGAUAG